CCAGAUCCUGGUGUCCCAAGUUCAUUGUUAAGGGACUGAGAACUUAAUCUUCCAAAAUGUCAAAAAGACCAUCUUAUGCCCCACCUCCCACCCCAGCUCCUGCAACACAAAUGCCCAGCACACUAGGGUUUGUGGGAUACAAUCCAUACAGUCAUCUGGCCUACAACUACAGGCUGGGAGGGAACCCGGGCACCAACAGCCAGGUCACGGCUUCCUCUGGCAUUACAAUUCCCAAACCCCCAAAGCCACCAGAUAAGCCUCUGAUGCCCUAUAUGAGAUACAGCAGAAAGGUUUGGGACCAAGUAAAGGCUUCCAAUCCUGACUUAAAGUUAUGGGAGAUUGGCAAAAUCAUUGGUGGGAUGUGGCGAGACCUUACUGAUGAAGAGAAACAAGAAUAUUUGAAUGAAUACGAAGCAGAAAAGAUAGAGUAUAAUGAAUCUAUGAAGGCCUAUCAUAAUUCACCUGCAUACCUUGCUUACAUCAAUGCAAAAAGUCGAGCUGAAGCUGCAUUAGAAGAGGAAAGUCGACAGAGACAGUCCCGAAUGGAGAAAGGAGAACCUUAUAUGAGCAUCCAACCAGCAGAAGAUCCAGAUGACUAUGAUGAUGGUUUUUCAAUGAAGCACACAGCCACUGCCCGUUUCCAGAGAAACCACCGGUUAAUCAGUGAGAUAUUAAGUGAAAGUGUGGUACCAGAUGUUCGUUCAGUGGUUACCACGGCCAGAAUGCAGGUUCUUAAACGACAAGUUCAGUUCUUAAUGGUCCACCAGAGAAAAUUAGAAGCUGAACUCUUACAAAUAGAAGAACGUCACCAGGAAAAAAAGAGAAAGUUUUUAGAAAGUACAGAUUCCUUUAACAACGAACUCAAAAGGUUAUGCAGCUUAAAAGUGGAAGUAGACAUGGAAAAAAUAGCAGCUGAAAUUGCCCAGGCAGAGGAACAAGCCUGCAAACGGCAGGAGGAAUGAGAGAAAGAAGCGAUGGAGCAGGCAGAGCGAAGUCAAAGUGGUACUAGUGUUGCUGACAACCAGACAGCUAGCAAAGGUGAUGAGAAGAAGGAAGAGGAAACCACUCCGAUGGAGACAGAAGAGACACACCCAGAAGAAACUACAGAAAGUCAACAGAAUGGUGAAGAAGGAACAUCUACCCCUGAAGAUAAGGAGAGUGGCCAAGAGGGAGUAGAUAGCAUGGCAGAAGAAGGUACUAGUGACAGCAACACUGGUUCAGAGAGCAACAGUGCCACAGUGGAGGAGCCUUCGACAGAUCCUGCACCAGAGGACAGUGAGAAGAAAGAAUAAAUGUUAACUAAUUCCA
Messenger RNA from Gracilinanus agilis (Agile Gracile Mouse Opossum), 1308 nucleotides. RefSeq names its product SWI/SNF-related matrix-associated actin-dependent regulator of chromatin subfamily E member 1-like. NCBI's taxonomy places the organism in Eukaryota, Metazoa, Chordata, Mammalia, Didelphimorphia, Didelphidae. Gene Ontology annotation, biological process: negative regulation of DNA-templated transcription. The record is from RefSeq and is a predicted model, not a curated record. The transcript is spliced from 2 exons. Gene Ontology annotation, cellular component: SWI/SNF complex. Gene Ontology annotation, molecular function: nuclear receptor binding; nucleosomal DNA binding.